CUUUGCAAGUGACACUUCAUGUAGAGCCCUGUGUGACCUGACGGGGACCUGGGCUUCCCCACCUCUGAGUGGGGCUAAUGACAACUCCAGGUUUCGGGUUUGGGGAGCGCCCUGUGGAGCUGGGCCGCGUAAGGUGCUCCACUAAGGAAAGGGGGCACCCGCCGUGGUGUGUGAGGUCCCCAGCGUCCACUGUGGGAGUCACUGGCUCUGAGUCCUGCUAGUGGCAGAGUGGGAGGGGACGCUGGGGCCCACUGUAGAAUGACUCAGAAAAGCCAAAAAGCAGAAACUACGCAGAUGUCCAGCAGACGCCCGUUGGCAGACGAGUGGAUAAACAAAGCCUGGCACGUCAGCAGGGCGCCGUGGAACGCAGGGUGAUCCAGCUGCUCGAGGCUGAGGCAGAAGCCUGCUGAGGGAUGCCCAAGAAGUUCCAGGGCGAGAACACCAAGUCGGCGGCGGCCCGGGCACGGAGGGCUGAGGCCAAAGCGGCAGCUGAUGCCAAGAAGCAGAAGGAGCUGGAGGAUGCGUACUGGAAGGACGAGGACAAACACGUCAUGAGGAAGGAGCAGCGCAAGGAGGAGAAGGAGAAGCGGCGCCUGGAGCAGCUGGAGCGCAAGAAGGAGACGCAGCGCCUGCUGGAGGAGGAGGACUCCAAGCUCAAGGGUGGCAAGGCGCCCCGCGCGGCCCCCAGUAAGGUCACCCGGGCCCAAAUUGAAGACACACUGCGCCGGGACCAUCAGCACAGGGAUACCGUCGACACAGCAGAGAAAACCAAGAGCCAUCUGGAGGACCGGCACCCCGAGCGCCGCAUGCGGGCGGCCUUCACGGCCUUCGAGGAAGCGCAGCUGCCCCGGCUCAAGCAGGAGAACCCCAACAUGCGGCUGUCGCAGCUGAAGCAGCUACUGAAGAAGGAGUGGCUGCGCUCUCCGGACAACCCCAUGAACCAGCGGGCCUUGCCUUUCAACGCCCCCAAGUGAGACCAGAACUGGGGGGACCGCCCCACAGGCGGUCCAGGCCACGACUCGACUGCGAAUGCCCUCUCACUGGGUCAGCUCUGAGGAUUUCAGAGAGUCCAGGGACCCUGGUACCUGUCCCUGGGGCUGUGUGCCAUCACCGCCAACCCUCUUUCGCCAGUGGGUCCCUGCUCUGAGUGACACCCUCAAUAUCCCGCGGCACCUGUGGAGCCCCGGGACUGAGCACCCAAUAAAGGCGGUGGGCAAGGCC
Messenger RNA from Ictidomys tridecemlineatus (thirteen-lined ground squirrel), 1221 nucleotides. The record is from RefSeq and is a predicted model, not a curated record. NCBI's taxonomy places the organism in Eukaryota, Metazoa, Chordata, Mammalia, Rodentia, Sciuridae.